GUGUAUAUAUUGCAGUGUGUGUUGCCUAGAGCAUUGUGUUCCUCCUGAAAGCGACACUACAAGGGUCACAGCAAUGUCUCCCAAGAAGGCAAAGAAGAAAAUAGAGGGAGCAAACUCCAAUGUGUUCUCUAUGUUUGAUCAGUCACAGAUUCAGGAAUUCAAGGAGGCUUUCACAAUAAUGGAUCAGAACAGGGAUGGAUUCAUUGAUAAGGCGGACCUUAGGGACACAUUUGCCGCUCUGGGCCGCCUCAGUGUAAAAAAUGAAGAACUGGAUGAAAUGAUUAAAGAGUCUGCAGGACCAAUUAACUUUACAGUUUUUCUUACCAUGUUUGGUGAAAAGCUUAAGGGUACAGAUCCAGAAGAGUCAAUCUUAAAUGCAUUCAAAAUCUUUGAUCCUGAAGGCAAGGGUGUUUUAAGAAAGGAUUAUAUAGAGGAAAUGUUGAUGACCCAGGCUGAAAGAUUUACCAAGGAAGAGGUUGAUCAGAUGUUCUCAGCUUUCCCUCCAGAUGUGUCUGGAAACCUGGACUAUAAGAACCUGGUACAUAUCAUCACCCAUGGAGAAGAGAAAGACCAAGAGUAAACAAUUUUCUUUGCUACCUUCAUGUUCAUCUGCACCUUCGUUUCCUUCCCUCUUUAAAUAAGUGGAAACAUAGUUAUUCUUCAUGUCAUUUCUAUGUUUUUUCUAAUCCACAAAAAGAACAUUUUAUUUUUUUCUUUCAUAAUUCAUAGUAUACAAGGAAUUGAGUUCUAUUUUUAAACUUAAGUAAUAAGGCUUUGAGUUGGAGGUCUUUUGGUGCAGUGGUAACAUCCCUACCUCUGGGCCAGAAGCUCCAGGUUUGAGCCCCACUUCAGGACUUGAUGGCCACAGAAGGUGCUUUCAUAACAUGGCCAGACAAGUUGAUUAUCGGCCUGUAAAUCCCUCUGAUAUGUCUGAUAGCAGGCGGUAAGAAUGGGAGAGUUUCCUGGUCAGCUAUGCUGCAAACCACUUCAGUACCUUGCCAAGCAUAAUCAUGGGCCAAUCUAAUGGAAGUCCAUGGUCACCUAUGCCCUCCUAGGGCAUCGUACCUGAAGGAGGAGGAAUAAGGCUGGUAAAAAGUGAAAAUAUUAAUUAAAGAAAAUGACCGUAGUUCAUCAGAUCAAGUGUACAGAAAUAAAGUGUCCAUAUUAACUGAGGUGGAAUUGAAGUAAAAAUAUUAAUUAUUCAUCCUCUUUAUAUCAAGUCAUCAAGUGAACAAAAUCUUCGCUAAAGUAUUUUGCCAUUAUUUGGAAUUUAGUAACUAACAUCUCCAGCAUCAAGUUUUACAGAAACUUUGAGAGACGAAACUGUUUAAUUCUAAAAAGUCAUCCCAUACCUUCAGAUUGAAGAGUAUUCAAUGAUCCUUUGUUACUUCAAUGUAUGUAGCUUGUGUGUGUUGCCUGUAUGUUUCUGUAAUCAGACACUGGAGCAAACAACCGCAUUGAAACUGAAUAUUAUGAACACUACAACCAUGUAGUAAGAAUGCAAUAGGAAAUAAAAUAUUGCAAAUAUGA
Molecule: messenger RNA, 1530 nt
Organism: Carcharodon carcharias (great white shark)
Lineage: Eukaryota; Metazoa; Chordata; Chondrichthyes; Lamniformes; Lamnidae
Product: myosin regulatory light chain 2, ventricular/cardiac muscle isoform
Exons: 7
Coding region: 74-580 (168 amino acids)
Biological process (GO): muscle cell fate specification; heart development; cardiac muscle contraction
Cellular component (GO): cytoplasm; myofibril
Molecular function (GO): calcium ion binding
Source: RefSeq, a predicted model, not a curated record